AUGACUGAGGUACUACAUCGACCCCGAGUCCAUGUCAGUGACUUGCCAGCAGGCAUCCCUCAUGUACCGACUUUCGAUGGCGAAUCGACUCUCGAUGUCGGCAAAGAAGCUACCACCUUCAUCAAACAAUUCGCUGAAGCUAUUCAUAAGAGAGACUGGGAAACAUUUGAAGGAUUCUUCUAUGAAGAUUCCUGGUGGAGAGACAGCUUGACUCUCACCUUCGACAAGCGGACCUUGAAAGGAGCACAACAUAUCACCGAAGCUUUCAAGACACUAUGCCAGAGAAGGAAGCCGUCGAACUUCUCGGUGGAGAAAAAUGAUACUAUGGAUAUGGAACCAGCGUUUAUACGAAUGGCGCCUCAGCUGGCCUCGCUCGAUGUUCCAUUCGGAUUCACGACAGAAGCUCCCACGUCGAAGUGCAUUGGACAAGUCAAACUAGUACCCAAGGGUGGUCAAUGGAAGAUUUGGAUCAUGGCUACAGCUGUGAUAUCACUUGACGAACAUCCAUUUGAGUCACUUCCUCGCCAGUCUCCCUCCUUGAUUGAUGUUUCGCAGAGAGGAAAGGCACAUGCUCAAGGUCUGCCUCGUGUCCAAGGGGUUCUCGAUGCCAUUGUCAUUGGUGCAAGCAGUAGUGGGCUUGCGAACACGAUCAUGCUCGAUUCCAUUGGUGCUAAUGUGGCUGCCUUUGACAUUGAGCCCAUGGCUGGUGGAAACUGGUCCACAAAGCGAUAUGAAAAUGUCAGGCUGCAUCAUCCUGCGGUCAUGAUCCAACUCCCCAUGUUUCCUGUACCGAGUGAAGGGUAUCCCGAAUACUUGUAUGGUCAAGACUUGACAAGAUACUUCGGCACAGCAGUCGAAGAAUUGAAGCUUCCAGUCUUCGCCGGUGUUAAAGUCCUGAGCAACUCCUUCGACGAGAAGACAAAUUUAUGGACCACUAAAGUCCAAGAUGUGGAGACCAAGAAGGAGGCAACACUCCAAGCCAGGAACAUUGUCAUAUCAACAGGCUUCCUCGUCUCACACGAAAACCCCAAAUCCCCCAAGCUGUCAGACCGCCAAUUGUUCAAAGGCCCCAUCGAACACACAACUGAGUACCGUACUCCCGCACCAUAUGGCAACAAAGACGUCCUCAUUAUCGGCUCAGGUAACUCCGCUCACGAUGUAGCACACAACCUGGCCCUCAGCCCCGCCGUCAAAACCGUCACGAUCCUCCAACGUAGUCCUACUGUUCUUUUCGACUUCGACGUCAUUGGUCCAAUGGUCACAAUGCGCUGGCAAGGCCAAACAUCCGUUGAAGUUGCUGAUUUUCUGGAUACCGGUAUGCCGGCUGCUGUUACGCGAGACUUGGCACGAGGAGCUUUGGCGGCUAUGAUCGAAGCGCAGGCUGAGCGCUGUAAGGAAUUUGAGAGUAAGGGUUAUAUGGUUGAUCGUACGCCUUGUCUUGUGUCUAGAGCGUACGAAGAGCGGGGCAGGAGUUUCUAUAUGGAUCAGCCGAAGAUGUUUGAUUUGGUGUUUAGUGAUCGGAUCAAGAUUGCUCGAGGGGAAGCGAAGGGAUUUGUAGAGAAUGGUGUAUUGGUGAGGGACGUUGAGGGUGGGGAGGAUAGGGUCAUUGAGGCGGGAGGUGUGGUUCUUGCUACGGGGUAUGAGACUGUGGAUUUGCCAAAGAGGUGGAGGGAGAGUGGGUUUUUGGAUGAGAAAAGUGCGGGGAUGGUGGAGAACGUUAGUCUAUUUGGGGUUGAUUCUGAGGGAGAGGUUCCGGGGUAUACUACUGCUAGCGGACACCCACAACUCUACUUCUCGGGUAUUGGCUUUUACAUGUGUCGCUGGAUUGGACGAUAUACUGCGAUUCAAAUCAUGGGUGAUGUGACAGGAAAGUUCCCCUCGACUUACCCUCGUGAAUAAAGCUCUUGAAGCUAGAAAUUGCACUCAGUUCUGUUAAUAUAAAUCAACUUCCUUU
Mollisia scopiformis is the source of this 1954-nucleotide messenger RNA. RefSeq names its product FAD/NAD(P)-binding domain-containing protein. Gene Ontology annotation, molecular function: N,N-dimethylaniline monooxygenase activity; flavin adenine dinucleotide binding; NADP binding. Lineage: Eukaryota; Fungi; Ascomycota; Leotiomycetes; Helotiales; Mollisiaceae. The record is from RefSeq and is a predicted model, not a curated record. The transcript is spliced from 3 exons. Bases 1 to 1899 code for a protein of 632 amino acids.